UUUCUAACUUCUUAAAUUAUUUAAUUUUCGUUUAUAACGAGCGUUUUUUCUUCUUGUGUUAAGAGAGUUUUUCUGGGACGUGUUUCGUGCCAUUUCUACGAAAAGUCAUAUAAAAAACCAAGGACAGAUAAUGACAGAUUUGAAAGUAGAGAAUUUAAGAAAAGGGGCGGAGCCGGUAAAUAACGCAGCAAUUAUUGAUAUGAUUCAAACCAACAUAUUUGAAGAUAUUGGAUGUGGUCCACUAUGUCGAGUAAAUCCUCUCACGGACAGGGGGAAGAGAUUUCAGCUAAUAAAGAUCCUGUGUCUCACUGUUAUCCCCAUCAUGGGGGUGUGGGGGUUCACGAUGUACUCUUUGUCAGACAGUGUCAAGAGCAAAUCUGAUAUUGAAGUCGCUAAAAGAUCAAUGACAGUUGUCGUGAUGUUGGGUCGUCUGAUACAUCGUCUGCAACGUGAACGUGACAUGAGCGUUCUGUAUCUAAGUGACCUUGGACCGGGUACCAAAACCUUCCUGUUGGCUGAGUACAUCGCCACUGAUGACGCUCUACAGAGACUUUCAAUAUGGCCAGGUGAAUUAAAAGUAAGCCCACGUGAAGAAUUCCGCAGUAAAGCUAACUUAAUGACCUACAUUUCUCAACAUAGAAACUCCCUCAACCCAGCAACAGUAGAUCUAUAUGUUGAAAUCAACUUUUAUAGUUCGAUCACAAGAGAGUUUUUAGAGUGGCUGGUGGAGAAUAUAAAGGGUUCGGGUUUCGGGUCAACCUGGAAGACGCUGGUGGCAUAUCAGAAGAUAACCAGAUGUAAAGAGAACAUAGGCGUGGAACGAGCAUAUGGAGCCAUGUUUUAUGCUUACGGUGGAUUUCCCAGUUGGAGUGAUUUCGAAUUUUACAAUGAGCAGAUACAUGACUUCAAAUACAAUUAUAAGACGGCAGUCUUCUACUCGGCAUUGGUCGUGCCACUACAUACCGAGGAGGUGAAAGAAAUCAAAUCAUCCGGUCUGAAUAUCACAUCUAUAAUGAACACUUAUAGAUAUGAAAUUCAGUAUCAUGACCCCCAGAAAAAUUAUACUUCAAACGAGAAGGCUAAAUGGUUUUUUGAUAACAUGACGGAGUAUUUGGACUCACUUUUGCUGAUCCAAGAAGAGGUGGCCCAUAGAAUAUCGGAGGAGGUCGACAUUGUCCUGGCGCAGGUGGUUUUUAAGGUUGUAGUGUAUGCUGUACUGGUGGUGGUAGUCAUAGGCAUGUGUCCAAUCAUCAUGUUUUCUUCCGAGGCACUGGCCAGCGAUAUCCAGAAAUAUACACAGACCUUGGUUCAUAAAACAACGGAGCUUAACAUUGAGAAACAUAAAGCCGAUACACUUAUAUUCCAGAUGGUACCAAAGUCUAUAGCAAAGAAACUAAGAAGCCAAUGUUCGUAUGUCGAAUCCGACUACUUUAAAAGUGCGUCGAUUCUGUUUGCGGAUAUCUUCGGUUUUAACCAAAUCUCAAUGAAACUUUCACCCAUCGAGCUUGUAACCUUCUUGCACACGUUGUACCUGGCGUUAGACGAGAGAAUAGACAACUAUGAUGUUUAUAAAGUGGAGACAAUAAAUGACUGUUACAUGGUAGCGUCAGGUAUUCCUAUUAGAAAUGGCGAGAAUCAUGUGGCGGAAACAGCGACCUUGGCACUUGACCUCCUACACGUCAUGAAUCACAUGACCUUUCCGUUCAAUAUAAAUAGAAAUGUCAAUAUCAGGAUUGGAAUUCAUACGGGUGCUUGUAUGGCAGGGAUUGUCGGAACAAUGAUGUUGAAGUAUUGUUUAUUCGGACCUACUGUAUAUAUUGCAAGUAGAAUGAAAUCUAGUGGACUCCCAAAUAAAAUUCACGUAAGCGACCAAAUGUUUAGUAGCCUGAUGAAAUGCGGAAAGUUCAAAAUGAGGAUACGUGGUACUAUUGAAGUUUCGCCAACUAUAAAGAUGACGACGUACUGGGUUUUAGACAAGAACGAAUUUGACAGUGGAAAUUUAGAUCCUACAGAACGAAGCUCUAUUGACGAGAAUAUAACAGGAAAUCAACGUAUGUCGUCUUACUUUGAGCGAAAAAGAAAUUCCGUGCAGAGCAUUGCUUCAGAAUCCAGCGAUGAUAACAAAGGUUUGCCUCCCUCCCUUUUGAAAAUGCCGGCUAAUGAAUGGAAAGAAGAAGAAAUAUUUGAAAAAUGCUGAACAUUUUAGACAGAGGUUUCUGGUUCUAUUUAUAUAAAAAUCUUGAAAAUGGGUGAUCUUUCGGUAGCGAUGAAAACAACAAAAUUACAUGAAAAUUGAGGACUUUGUUUGAUUGAAUCUAUUCACGAGGGAUAAAAAUGAAAUAUUGCAAAAUCACUCACACUCAGAAUUUUAGCGGUAUUAGACUUAUUUUCAACAUGUUAAGUUCUGUUACCAAAAAUCUUGGAACUAGAAAAAUAUGAAGCUAAAUGGCAUAGUAAAAGGACAAAACUUAAAAAACUAAGAAAAAUUGAGGCCAAGGUCAUAUUCAAUUCAGAUAUAGUACUUAUUAUCUAUUAAA
This is a messenger RNA of Ruditapes philippinarum (Manila clam), 2537 nucleotides long. RefSeq names its product guanylate cyclase alpha-like. The record is from RefSeq and is a predicted model, not a curated record. The transcript is spliced from 15 exons. Bases 131 to 2197 code for a protein of 688 amino acids. Gene Ontology annotation, molecular function: peptide receptor activity; guanylate cyclase activity. NCBI's taxonomy places the organism in Eukaryota, Metazoa, Mollusca, Bivalvia, Venerida, Veneridae. Gene Ontology annotation, biological process: receptor guanylyl cyclase signaling pathway; intracellular signal transduction; cGMP biosynthetic process.